ACCCCCGAUAUCAAUUCCAGACUGAUAAAAGUGAUAAAGAAUGUCAGAAAGUAUGAUCGAUGCAUCUGUUUACUGGCAUAAAAGUUGGCUUCUUUGAUCUAAUUUUCUAUUAGCAGUUCUUUGGUGUCUUUGGAAUAACAAGUGUUGCAAUGUUCUCCCUGCCGGCAUACAACCCCAGUGUGCCAUUUAUGGCCUUCAUUCCAGGAGGCCUUGCACAUGGAUCCCGGGUGAGGAUACGUGGAGUGAUGCCAAAUGCAGCAGAUCGAUUCACGGUGGAUCUACAAUGCGGGGAUACAUAUAUGCAACAUGACAUUGCACUCCACUUGAGCGUACGGCCGACCGAGGGAGUCCUUGUCAGAAAUAGCUACGAGUUCAAUGCAUGGGGCGCUGAGGAGAGAAUCAGGGCUUGCCCUAUAUAUUUUGCGCAACCCUUCGAUUUGGAAAUUCACAUCGAGUACACCCGAUAUUCGAUUAAGGUCAAUGGGCAGCACUAUUGCGACUUUAAUCAUCGAUUCUCGUUAUCACGCGUGACCCAUAUAAGAAUUGGCGGUGACACGAUUUUAUAUUACGUGGGAACAGAGGGUGCACACCAUGGCGAAUACGUUCCACCACCGUUUGCUGAAACUUACCCACCACCACCAGAUGGUUAUUUUGCAGGAUAUCCACCACCGCCACAUCAUCACCAUCAUCACCACCACCGUCCACCGUACGAAUAUUAUGAUUGAAGCCCAACGUCAUUUAAUUACGUAAUUGCCAUUUCACGAGGGAAACUACAAUACAAUACUAUAUUUAAGCAAUUACUUAAAAUUAACAAUUAUCAUACGUGUAAAAUCAUAAAAGAUAAGUUUUUUACAUCAAAA
Molecule: messenger RNA, 860 nt
Organism: Hermetia illucens (black soldier fly)
Lineage: Eukaryota; Metazoa; Arthropoda; Insecta; Diptera; Stratiomyidae
Product: galectin-4-like
Exons: 3
Coding region: 150-725 (191 amino acids)
Molecular function (GO): galactoside binding; carbohydrate binding
Source: RefSeq, a predicted model, not a curated record